This is a messenger RNA of Drosophila hydei, 607 nucleotides long. RefSeq lists its product as uncharacterized. The record is from RefSeq and is a predicted model, not a curated record. NCBI's taxonomy places the organism in Eukaryota, Metazoa, Arthropoda, Insecta, Diptera, Drosophilidae. The coding region runs from base 108 to 536 and encodes 142 amino acids. The transcript is spliced from 3 exons.
GUGCAAUGAGCGACUGCAUGAGCAGGGCGUGCGACUGGAACGUUUACUCACCAUGUGCUAUUUGUUUGAUCAGCAUUUAGUUGCUCUGCGUUCGUCGUUGUCAUCAAAUGGACAGCACUGAGAGUCUGGACGGCAGCGCCUGCGAUUGCAAUGGCAUCUCUGAGGUGCCACAGGUGGGUCACCUGCCCGCUGAGCCGCUCGAGUUCGUUUGCCCCGCCUGCCAGCAACUGCAGACAAGUCAGGUGGAGUACGAGUCUGUCACCUGCCUGCAAAAGAUCACCUGUAGUCUGAAUAAGCUGCUCUGCUGUAAUCCCAUUCGUUGGAGUGGCAGACAGGACAUAAAUCACUAUUUCAGCGCCUGCGGCUGCUUCAUUGGUCGCCACAUGUCGCUCAGCUGGUAUAAACGCGCUCUGUUCCGCAUGCAGCGCUCUGAGGUGGAGGACCAUGGGCGUUGGCAACGUUUCCGCAAGGUAGAGAAGGAGCAACUGGAUGAAAAGAAGCUGGGCAAACAGCGCGCAGCGCUCACAAAGAACUAGUUUCGAGCUCAUUUUCAUACUAAUAUAACUUUUUUACAUAAAAAGUUAUUCAGCUUCGUAUUUAGUAAGUU